This is a messenger RNA of Epinephelus fuscoguttatus (brown-marbled grouper), 1511 nucleotides long. RefSeq lists its product as uncharacterized. The transcript is spliced from 5 exons. Gene Ontology annotation, biological process: cell surface receptor signaling pathway. Gene Ontology annotation, molecular function: transmembrane signaling receptor activity. Lineage: Eukaryota; Metazoa; Chordata; Actinopteri; Perciformes; Serranidae. Bases 1 to 723 code for a protein of 240 amino acids. The record is from RefSeq and is a predicted model, not a curated record.
AUGUCCUCUGGAUGGAGAGUGAAGGCCAAAACAGUCCGAGGGGUCUCAGAGUGUGGACGUGACUGGGGCAAACUGGAGGCAACCACCUGUGUCAUCAAGGAAGCCUACCACUGGAACAGUGGAGAGUACUGGUGUGAGUCCACUUUAGGAGAGAGAAGUCCAGCUGCCAACAUCACCGUCACUGACAGUAAUGUGGCCCUGGAGAGUCCUGUGUUUCCUGUGACGGAGGGACAAUCUGUGACUCUGCGCUGCAGGACCCAAAGCAACUCCUCAGACCAGCAAGCCAGCAUCUUUCGAAAGAACAGAUCUGUUGUUGGUGCAGCGAUCACAGGGCAGAUGACCAUCCCUGCAGUGUCCAAGUCUGAUGAGGGCCUCUACAUGUGCAUGAUGCCUGAUGUUGGGGAGUCAGCAGAGAGCUGGCUCUUUGUCAGAGAAGGAGCCACAGAGACAGAAAGGUCACGUCCACCGUCUGACGGCUUUACUGGAAAUGUGACAGAAGGUCCUGGUGCUCCUGCAGCUCCCCUCCUGUCUGUCUCCAGACUGAUGUGUCAUGUAGUGGUGGGAGUUCCGUACCUGCUGUCCACCAUCCUACUGGGACUCAUAUGCAGAGACAGAGCAAGAGGAAAGACACUUGCCGUCACCACGGAGAUGCCACAGCGUAGUGCAAGAGGACAGGGACUGGAUAAUGACUAUGUUGAUGCCACCACUGAGCAUGACCUCUGAGCUCUGCAGAGAUUGUGUGUUACAGUGAAGCUGCACUUAUUUUUACAAUGAAGGGAUUUAAAGGAUCAGUGUGUAAGAUUUAGUGGCAUCUAGUGGUGACGAUUGUACACUGCAGCCAGCUGAAACGUCUCCUGGUUAGAAUUCCUUCAGUGUUCAUCGUUCAGGAGGUUUGUACCAGGACUUGAAUCAUCCACAGAGGUCUCUUCCUCUCCAAAACAAACGGACCAGGCGACUGAAACCAGUAGAAACACUGAAUAAAGUAGUUUCACAUUAAAAAAAUCUAUGUUUUAACGACACUCUCGGUGCAGAUGGGCUUCUAACUAUGCAGGCUGGUGCAAAAACGCGACAAGGGGAAUGACCAUAUCUAAAGCCAGUGUUGGGCUUCUACUGUAGAAACAUGGCGGUGCAACAUGGUGAUCUCUGUAGAUUCUUAUUUUCAGGUGAUUAUACACCAAAGAAAACUACUUACUAUAUUACAUUCCAAUUUAGCCAAUAUAUCCCCCUAAAUCCUACACACUGGGCCUUUAAUACACUGCAGAUUGUUAAUUGUAAUAUUUUUAAUUGUUGUAUGAUUAAGAAUUAUCCUUGGAUUUACAGUGUUUGAACUCAAGGAUAUUUUGUCAGAAAGCAAACUUGUAGCUCUCUUUUAGCAUGUGCAUUCGAAUGUGUUUUAAGCAGUUAUUAUGGGCUUAAUACUGCUUAAAAAUCAAAAAAUGAGGAGGGUUAGCUUAUCACCCUUGAGUGAUAGGAUCAGUGAUGAUGAUGAUGACUGUGCUGGUGGGUGGCGC